AUGUCCCUAGAGCCGCUCUCUCUCCCCUCCCUCCUCUCCCUCCCCGUCGAAGCUGUUUCCGCAAAGCUUCGCUCCACACCGCCCGCGCAUUUGGAGCAGCUUCGCGUCUCGCUAUGGGACAUCCUUGGUACGCCCGACCGCAAGCCGGAGUUUCUCUCCCUCCAGCGCCUGCUUAUAACGCGUACGGGCGCCGGCGCGGUCCUCACCGCGGAGUCGCUCUCCCGCGCGCACUACACGCAUCUGAAGAUCCUCGUCGCUGUUCGGACCGGCAUCCAGGCGUUUCUGCACCCCGAUAUAGCCAUCCCGCCAACGUCUUUAAUCGAAAUCUUCCUCCGCCGUCGCUGUCAGAACAUGGCCUGCCAGAGCCCGCUUCCCGCGGGCGGCUGCCGCUGUCGUUUCUGCACGACGGGCAACGGCGACCCGGGGGAAUCCGGCCGGGCGGGAGCAGAUGGGGGAGCGACAAAUACCGCCGGAAUUUCCGGUACCACCAGCGCCAACACCUCCGGUGCUAUGACCAGGGGUAACUCUGGGGCAGGCACUAGCGCUGGUAUUGCUUCUGACACGGAAAUUGGCGGGGGAUUUUGCAAUUUGUGCAUGUGUGUCGCAUGCGGAAAAUUCGAUUUUGACACCAACACGUGUCGCUGGAUUGGAUGCGAUUUUUGUCUUCAUUGGUGCCACACGGAUUGCGCGCUCCACAUGGGGUUCGUGCGCCACGGCGCAGUGGGGGCUGGGGGAAGCGCGGGCGGCGCUGGGGGAAGAGGCGGAGGGCAGGCGGGCGGGGGUGCUGCGGAGGGCUCCGCGGACGGGGCGACGGCGGGGACGAGUGCGCAGUUCGCGUGCCCCGCGUGCGCGCGGUCGUCGGAGCUGUUUGGGUUCGUGCGCGACGUGUUCCGCCUGUGCUCCGCGCAGUGGGACGCGGAGGCCGCGCGGAGGGAGCUGGAGUGCGUGGGGGGAAUCUUCGGCGCAAGCACGGACGCGCUCGGGCGCGAGCUUGCGCGGAGGGCGGCGUUGGCGCUGAGGGAACUGCGGGAGGGGCGCAGGGCGUGCGCGGAUAUUUGUCGCGACAUGCAGCUGUUUUUCGCCAGCAGUGCCUCAUUCGUUGCUGCUCCUCCCAAUCCUGCCACCCCCGCCGCUUCAGCUGCUUCUGCUCCUCACCCUCCCCCAACAAUGGCCCCUCCUGCUCCUCCCGUCGCCGCAUCUGCUCCCGUUGCUGCUGCUCCUGCUCCUCCUCCUCCUCCCCCUGCCGCUGCUGCUUCUACUGGCGCUUCUCCCAUCCCUCCCAUGGGCCCGGUUGUCUCCGCCAUAGGCUCGGCCAGACCUGCUCCCGGGCUUCCCGGUCCAGGUUCGGGCCCUACCAGACCCAGCUCCGGCCCCACCGCGUCCACGUCAGCGCUUUCCAAACCUCCGUCUCUGCCUCGUUACCAGUCCAGCCUGGAAGCAGCGCGAGAGGCUCUGGCAGAAUGUCAUAGGGAUGUACUAGGGAAGCGGAAAGAGGCAGCUGCGGUGGAGGAGGAGCGAGCGCGGAAGAAAUGGCAGGUUCAGGAGCUGGAAGCGGUUGCUGCGUCGCGAUUGGCAGACGCGGAACGAAUGGAGAGAGAAGCGGCGGAAGCGAGGAAAGAGGUCGAGGUGCUGAAGAUGAUUAUAUCGGUGAAAAAAACGACUUCGGAGGAGGAGUUUCGGCGGAGAGGGGUGGAUUUGGCGCUAGAGGAAGCAGAGGCUAAUUUGAGGGGUGAGGAGGAGGGUCAAAAGACCGCUGCUGCUUUGCAAGUGGGGCAACGGAGUCAAGAGGCGCGAGAGGUGGAAAAGGGGCAACAGGGACGCAAAGGGGGUCUGACAGUUACUGAGUUGCGGGGACCGGCAGUUGAAGAGAAGGCAAAUAAAGACAAGGCAGAUGAAGAGAAGGCAGGUGCUUUCGAACACUCUGUUGGCAGCAGAGCUGGUAGUUUGCCCCUGAUGGCCCAGCCAAGGGGAGGUACGACUGGUGAGGGUACAGCUGGGAAAGGGGAUACUGGGGAAGGUGCAUCUGGGGAAGGUGUUCCUGGGGAAGGUACAGCUGGGAAGGGUACAGCUGGGGAAGGUACAAGUGGGAAAGGAGGUGUUAUUGAGAAGGAAGGUGCUCCUUCGGUCAGUGAUGUGGAAGAGGUGGAAGCAGGUGAAGGGACAGUGGCCAGGGAGAAGGGGCAGAGGGAGAAGGGGGAGAAAGAAAAAGGAGAGAGGGAAGAGAGGGAGAGGGAGGAAAGGGAGAGGGGAGAAGCUAGAGGGGAGGGAAAGGGGGAUGAGGAGAAGGAAGGGAAGAGAGAAGGGGAAGGGAAUGGGGGUUUAGCGGUCAAGAGAAAAUCGAGCGUCGACGCUGCUACUGGUAGUGGUGGCACUGAUGGUGGUAUGGAUAAAGUGAGGCCAGGAGGAGUAGGAGAGAAGGAUGUGGGAAAGGAAGCUGGCUUGUUGGUGGUAGACCCCGCGCCGCGUGCGGCGGAGAUUAAGGAGGCGAAGGACCGGCGGUGGGAUCGUAGCGAGAUUCGCGGCAUGUGGGAGUUUGCUUCGAUACUCGAUUUUUUCAGAAUUUUCCGGGAGCCGCUACAGCUUAGCAUCGACGCUACAGCCGAAGACAUCGAAACGGCUCUGCUAACCCCGGAGCCGUCUCCGCUACUUAAAGACAUACACAUUACACUUCUUAAGGGCAUUCAACCGUUCAACCGUCCACCAGCGGACCAUCGCACAUGGGCCACACUGGUGUGCCGUCGCGUGCACAACACAUGGCCGCAGGUGGCACCAGGGAUUUGCCCUCUCUAUUCCUGUCAAGGGGCUGAGGCGGAGCUCUACGCGUCGCUCCCUCCGCCUGACCGCGUGCGCAUCUUGAAAGCCCUCUGCGAGAUUCGGCUAGAUCAAGAGGACACGCGAGUGGUGAUAGAAGCAGCCAUGAAGAGGAACCCCGAGGAGAUUCGCAUGGAGCCGUUUGGGGUAGACGCCAAAAACCACGUGUUUUGUGCUGUAUGGAUGGAAGGAUUGAUAUGCCUUGAAGAAACCACAGCAGUGGUGGUGGAAGAAGCAAAGGCGGAGACAGCAAGAGAUGUUGCCACAAGUGUUUCUAAAGCUGAAGCUGAAGCUGUCACCGAAGUUUCUCAACCACCAGCCACCAGUGUUGAUGGUGACACAGCUGUUCCUGCAGAGACAGUGGCAAAGGCGGAGGCUGGGAAAACUGCUGCCAAAAGUGCUGCUAAAGCCGAGCCCGUAGCUGUCACGGUGGCACAAGUUUCUCAGCCGCCUGCCACAAGUGUUGAUGAUGACACCGAUGCUGCUGUUCCUGCAGAGACAGUGGCAAAGGCGGAGGCUGGGAAAACUGCUGCCAACAGUGCUGCUAAAGCCGAGGCUGAAGAUGAAACAGAAGCCGCUGAGCCUACUCAAGCGACCAGAAGCUCUGAUGAUCAUACAGAUGCUGCUGUUCCUGCAGAGACGGGAGCAGUGGUGGUGGAAGGAGCAAACGCGGAGGCUGGAAAAAAUCCAAGCAUCCCUGCUCAACACGACUCAACUACCCUUGCUCAAGACGCCUCUAACAUUACUGCAAAAAAAGGCUCGGCCAUCGCUGUCAAAAAAGAUACGGUUGCUGCUGCUGCUAAGGCAGAUUCAAGCGCCCGUCCCACUCGCCACGGCAUGAGCACGAGAACCAGGUCCGGCACUCUCCGUCCUCCUCCCUCCUCCAAACCUGCUCCCAAGCCUGCUGCCAAACCUGCUUCCAAGCCUGCUGCCAAGGGUGGCAGCAAGAAGGGGAAGGGAGCUGCGGCUGCUGCUGAUGCUGGUGCAGAGGGCAAGAGGAAGGCAAAGAAAAAGGCCAAGCCAGUGUUCCUGCCGCCUGUGUGUAGCGAGUUUGCCACUGCUGCUGUGUGUCUCACAGACUUCACUGCUCUCGCGGACGAACUCAGUGCCAGUGUGCAUAACGCGGAUCAGCUUAUAGCGGAUCGCUUGGCAGAGAAGGCCAUUCCUAAAGUGGAGCUCGAAGAGAAGCGCAAGGAGCGGCACGCAAAGAGGCAGCAGAGGCAAGCUGCACAGCUGGCAGCACAGCUAGCGGCAACGAUGGCAGCAGCGGGGCAGUACGCAGGGGGGUACGGCGAGGGGCUGGCCCUGGGCCGAUCGAGGCGGGAGAGGAAACCCGUCACCUACACCUUCGAUGACUUUGAUCGUUCUAUCAACGAUGCCAUCACGCUACCUUCCAAAUCCCGUGAGCUUCCUCCCGAGCACGCCCCCACUCGCGAGGGCCUCCGACAGCUGGCAGGGCGGCGCGUUUUGUCUGCUAGCAGUGAUGCGGUUGGUAGUGGUGUGGGGGGGGAUGGAGGAGGGGAAGGGGGUGUGGGAGGAGGGAGGGGAGGAGAGGAGGAGGAGGGAGAGAGAGACAGGGGAGGAGGUGAAGGAGGAGGAGGAGAAGGGGAAAGGGAAGGAGGAAGAGAAGGGAAAGAAGAAGAGGGAGGAGAAAGAGGAGGAGAGGAAGAUGGUUUAAGAGUUGGGACGUCUGGGGAAGGUUCAUAUGGGGAAGGAGAGAUGGAAGAGAAGGUGGGGAAGGGUGCAGAGGGAAAGGGGUCUGGGGAACCAGAUGAAGGGUUGUAUAAGGAUGGGAAAGGAGGGAAGAGGAGAGGGCGGAUAAGUGGAGGGGACAGGGAUGGUGAGAAGGAGGAGGGUGAUGAUAAGGAGAGUGAUAGUAAGGAUGGUGAUAGUAGUGAUGGUGAUUGGAACGAGAGUGGUGAUAUUGAUGGGAAUGGGAGUGAUGGUGAGGAGAAUGAAGGGACGCAGAAAGGGAGGAGGGAGGGAGGGGAAGGGGAAGAAGAGGAGGAUGAGGACAGGAAGAGAAGGGUGAAAGGGAAAGAUGAGGAGGAAGGGAGGGGGCAGGAGGAGAGGGAAAAGGAAGAAGCAGAAAGUGAGGGAGAGAAGGUGGAGAGAAAUGAAGAGAGGGAAGAGAGGACGGUGGUAGAUGCAGAGGAGGGGAAGAGACAGGUGAAGGGGGGUAAGGCAGACGAGGAGGGGGAUGAGGAUGAGGGAGAGGGGGAUGAAGAGUAUGGGCUUGAGAGGAAGAAGCAGGAACAGGAUGGUGGUGGUGGUGAAGAAGCUAAUAACAAGGAUGGUCAAAGAGAGCCGAGGAAGGGAGAGGCGACAGGAGGAGGGAAGGAAGUGAGAGAGGGGACGAGUGUGAGAGGGAAAAUGGAGGAGGGAGUGGAUGAGGGGGUGGAUGGGGGAGUGGAUGGGGGAGUGGAUGGGGGAGUGGGGAGAAGAAGGAAGGAGAAGAGAAGAAAACCUGAAGCUGCAUCUAGGCCAAAAGAAGUGAAGGAGGCUCGAUGCAUCGAGGCCAAGCCUAGCUUAGACGCACAGGAAGGGGAUGGGAGAAGAAGGCUCAGGAGAAAAGGCGGUGGCUUGGUGGGAGGGGAAUUGGGUGGGAAUGAGGGGAUGCAGGGAGGGGGUGGGGGAGUGAGGGCAAGGACUAGGUGGGGAGGGAGGAGGCCUGAUGGUGUGUCGUUUAAAGAGGAGGAGAGUGGGGAGGAGGGGAGUGGGGAGGAGGGGAGGGGUGUGGAGGAAGGAGGGAGGAGUGGGGAAGAGGAAGAGUGGGACGCGGAGAGGGAGGAGGGGGAGGAGGAGGAGGAAGGAAAGGUGGGGGGGCACGAGGAAGGGAGGAGAAGCGUAUCUGGGAAGGUUAGGAAAGACGAUGCACAUGGACGUAGUGGGGAUGGUGGAGAUGGUGCCACUGCUAAAGACGUUGGUGCUGAUGGGGCUGCUGCUAAUGGUGCUCCUGAAGCUAAUGCUGGUACUGGGGAUGCUAAUAACGAGGACAGCAUUGGGGAUGUGGAGGGGGAGGUGGUGUACUAUGAGGAAGAGGAGGAGAGCGCAGCGAGAGAGAGGAGGAAAAGAGGGGUGGCGGGGAGGGUACCAGACGGGAAGGGGAGAGGGCGUGAGAGGGUAAGGGCGAAGGAGAAGAGAGGGGAGGAUGAGAAGGGGGGGAAAUCGGGCAAAAGGCAGGUUAAGAGUGGUGUUUUUUCUUAUGGUAUAGAGAUACCUGGGGUGAAGGAGAAUACUGGGAGGCUAGGAGAAGGAGAGGAGAAGGAAGGGGGGACUGGAAAGGGAGAGGGGGAAAACGGGGUGGAGGAAGAGGAGGAGGAUGAAGAGGAUGAGGAAGAGGAGGAAGAGGAGGACGAGGAGGAAGAAGAGGACGAGGAGUGGGCUGACGUGCAGCCGCUACCGCAGGACGACGGUCCGGAUCCCGUCGUGCCGAUCGCGUAUUCGCGCGAGUUCGACGACGCCAUGAGCCUCAUGCGCGCCGUUCUCGCGUCCGGCGAGCGCAGCGCGCGCGUCCUGCGCUUGACGGAGCGCGUUAUCUCCGUCAACGCUGCUAGCUACACCGCGUGGCAGCUCCGACGUGACGUUCUCACGCAUCUGCUGUCGUUAGCCGAACCGGAAGCCACGUCAUCGAAGCCCGCGUCCACGUCAUUGGAUAAGAAUCGAGGGGAUGAAGGCGAUUGGCUGGUUCAGGAUGAGGUUCUUUACGCUGAAAAUGUGACUUUAUCGAAUCCCAAGAAUUAUCAGGUGUGGCACCAUCGCCGCUGGUUGGCUGCUCUUCGCAAAGAUAGGGUUACCAGACGCCAGAAACAGGGAGAUUCAAAGAACUACCACGCGUGGUGCCACAGGCAAUGGGUGGCCAGAGAAUUCGACACGUGGCAUGGUGAGCUGGCGUUCUGUGAGAAGCUGCUGGACGAUGAUGUGCGCAACAACUCAGCAUGGAACCACAGAAUGUUUGUACUGGAGCAUCUUAUAGCGAAGCAGAAGCAGGGAGCAGAACAGGUGGGAGGAGGAGCCAAUCAGGAGAAGGAUUCCGAAACUAGGGUUACACCAGUAACAGUGGAUGACGAGGUGGCGUUUGCAGUGACCGCCAUCUGGCUUGCUCCGUCCAAUGAGAGCCCUUGGCGGUAUCUCCAAGGGCUGAUUCGCCUGCAGGAGAAAGAAGCAGCGGGUGUGGGUACGGAAGGUGAUGUGAAGCUUCUUGGAAUCUGCGUGGAUGUGCUGGCAAGUGAACCGGAUUGUGUUCAUGCGUUAGCGACUCUGCUCUUGGUGCUUGGUCGGGGUUGCAUGUCUGAUAAAGUGGGUUCAGUUUUAGGGUUGAGCCAGGAUGAUACUGGUGGUGGUGUGGGUAUUUCAUGCGUGGAGGCAGCUAAAGCUGUGUGUGAGAAGCUGCAAAAGGUGGAUAAGAUUAGGGCCGUCAGCAUACAGCGGGAGACGGGAGGGGCGGCGGGAUCAGCCUCGAGCGCGUGGACUGUCGAUUACAGUCGGGCAGCAGGCUCCGUCGUUCCCCCUCUCCCUCCUGUUAACUUCCGCGGCUCCCCCCUCCUCACCUUGACCUCCCCGCGCCCCCCUUCUCCCCUUUUCCUAGGCGUGGACCGACGCUUACGGUCUGGCGGCAGGCUCUGUCCUUCCGCCGUCGCGCAUCGCCCUCCCGCCCAACGUCCCCCCCGCGCCGCAUCUGGAGGACUGCGCGGCGCGCACGGCGCAGCGCCUGAAAACGGAGAUGCGCGGACUCAACGGGAAGCCGCCGCGAUGGACGCGCGCGCGGGGCGGGUGCCGGUACCCGCAACCCCCGUGGUAUUCCCAUCCCCGUUAUUGUCACACUCGCUCUCUCAGGUGCGAGGCUCAGAUGCUGCCAACCUGGCAGCGACCCGCCAAGCACAGGCCGACAUCUGGCUGCACCAGUUCCCCAACCAAUCACCGUCAUAUGACACGUCAGCAGCUGCCACCUCAGCAGCUGCCACGUCAUCCUGCUCCGGGCGGCGGCUCUUCGUCGUGGAUUGGCCGAAGAGGAAGCACGGCAUUGGCUCUCAGCUUAGCAUCAUGAGCGCUUACUUAAGCCUCGCGCUGACUCACAACCGCACUCUCGUUCCCACUCCUGGCACUUACUUAAGAGCCAACCACUCCGAGUGCUUAGCAGCUGGGAACUUAAACUCGUUUGACUGCUAUUUCUUCCCCUUGGUUGCUAAGAGCUGCGAGGAGAGAGUGAGGGGGGUGAUGAGGGGAGGAGGGGAGGCUGGAGGCGGGGUAGGGAGUGGGGGGCAUAAAGACAGACAUGAGGAGGGGGAGGCAGGACGAAGGGCAGCAGGAGAAGGGGGAGAAGCAGAGGAGGGGAAGGAGUGGGAGGGGGCGUGUGCCGAUCACAGCAACGUGCGGGCCUUGUUGGGCUCAGAUCGACCAAUCGUGAGGUUUUGUGGAAACUACCUGCACCUGAAAUACGAGGCUGGCGCUGUGAGGUUGUGGGGGUUGGCGUACCUGAAGCGGCGCAACAGCAUUGAAGUGAGGGGGCGUGUGAAGGCCUCGGUUCCGAGGCUGCAGCAGGUGCACUGGUGGCGGUCGCAGUCGCUGCGCUUCAUGCUGAGGUGGCCGUCGGCGUACCUGUGCCACGUCAGCAACAGGGUGCGGCAGCAGGCGUAUGGGCUCCACGUGGCAGUGCGGAUAGAGGAGUCACGAGCAGCUCAGAAGAGGAUUCUUGACUCUCUUAGUGCUGCUGCUGACUCCACUGCUGAUGUGGUGAGUGUGCAUGUGAGGCAGGGCGACAAGCAGAAGGAGAUGAAGCUGAGCUCGUUCAAAGCGUACAUGCUGCACGUGCAACGGCUGAGGCUCAGGGUCCCGGAUGUUCAUUACGUGUGGCUCAGCACUGAGAUGCAGUCUGUCAUUGACCAAUUGGGCACCUACAGCGACUGGACCUUCCUGUACAGCAAGAACAAGCGCCAGCUUGGGUCAACCCAGAUGCUGGAAUAUGAGAAGGCAGCGGGGCUGGAGCAGCUGGUGGGGGUCAGCUUUGCUAAUCUGCUCAUUGCCUCGGAGUGUGAAUUCUUGGUCGGGCCGCUCGGGUCGAACUGGAACCGGCUGAUUAACAAUCUGAGGAACACGAAUGGGAGGGUGAAUGCAGGUUAUGUGGCUCUAAACACUGGUGAAUGGUGA
Molecule: messenger RNA, 8958 nt
Organism: Closterium sp. Yama58-4
Lineage: Eukaryota; Viridiplantae; Streptophyta; Zygnematophyceae; Desmidiales; Closteriaceae
Source: the annotation of a GenBank genome assembly